AUGUGUGCAAAAGCAUUACCUUCGUUCACAGACGAAGACCAGGAUCUGCGUAAGCAGAUAGGGUGUAUGAAUGGGAUAUUUCAGCUCUUUGAUCGCCACCAUUUCCCAACACGCCGGCGCAUCAGCAGCCAAAACCACAAAAGACUACUUCCAGGUGCUCACCACCACAAUAUGAACCCUAGACAUGCAACAGAAACAGUAAAGGGAAAAGAUUUGGAGGAGGCGCGGAAAGAGUCGAGAAUCUCCUUUGAAUCAUCGCGAGCCUCAUGUUCAUCUUCCUCCUGUUCAUCCAUGCUUUCAUCAUCUGAUUCCAAUAAAAUGGCUCAACCAGAAGCUAUUUCAUUCAUUCCAAAAAAAAAUCGUGAAACCCCACAUCAAACCACAGCCAUGAAAGAACAAAAUACUUCAUUUGCCACGGGCCAGCAGUCCCUUGAUCUCCGGGAUGUAGUGAAGGAUUCAAUGUACAGAGAAACCCGUGGCUUGUCCAUCAAAUCUAAGGCUAAAGAUGAAAGAAGAGGCUCUGUGUUGAAGCACAUUGACUCUCCCAGGCCUUCUCAGCAAUUCAAAACUGGACAGUCAUGGGUUGCUGUUUCUAAUGGAUCAAUUCAGGAUCUUGGUAAGCUCCAGGAAAUAACACAGAAAUACAAGGAUGAGCGGCCGGCACUUCCUCGUUUCUCUUACGAUGAAAGAGAAUCACGAGAUACAUUGAAUUCUACCAUUCAGCGCAAAGAACUUCCCAGGUUAUCGUUGGACAGUAGAGCUAGUACUGUGAAGAGUUCAGCCCUUCAAUCCAGAUCAAACUUUCUUUUACGGGAUCUGCAUAUAGGGAACGAAAACUCCAGCCAAGUUCUACCCUCUAACCAAGAACCAGGAAGUAACAAAAGAUCAUCCAAUGUUGUGGCAAAGCUAAUGGGCUUGGAAGCCUUCUCAGACGUUAUUUCCACAAGUGAGAGCAGGAUUAUAAAGAUCAAGUCAUGCGCUGACAUAGAUUCUGUUUCAAGAUCGCCAAAACCAGCUGGCAUGGGCAAGCACACUCAAGAUUCUUGUUCCCCACGUGUUUUGCAAAAGGAUCCUGCCUCGUCAAACUUGGGUAAUGCCAAUUCAGUCAUGAAACUGACUUCAUGCUCAAGGUUUCCACCUGAACCAGCUCCAGGGAGGCAGCCAAAUACUAGUCAAGGCUCUCGAAAGCAAGCUUUAAAAAAUAGGAAAUCUUCUGCAAUGACCCCAAAUAUGUCCUCUGUUUAUGGUGAGAUUGAGAAAAGGAUAACAGAAAUUGAAUUCCCGAAAUCUGAUAAGGAUCUCGCUGCCCUAAAACAUAUUCUUGAAGCAAUGGAGAAAACAAGACAAAGGUUGGAGAACAGAAAAGGGGACCUCACCGAAUCUGCAUGUCAAACAAGCAGAUACAGUGUGGAGAACAUUAUCUCUGAUCUGGAUUUUAGAUUGUCCAAGCGGCAGGAUCAACGGAUUAACCACCAAGUUCCCACCGUGAAGGGGACCAUCCCUCCAAAGACUUCUAUUAUGAUCAUGAAACCAGCCAAAGCGUUUGACAAAAUCAAGAUUUCAAGUUCUUCUUCGGUUCCAGCUCCAGAUACAUGGCAUUUGCAAAAACUCAGAACUCGGGAUUCUACACAUAACCGGGAGAGUUCAGUUCAAAAAAAUCCAGGAAAAGAUUUUACGCCAAGGAAUAAUCUGAAAGAUCCUAGUUGGCAUAUUCAUUCCACUGAUAAGAAUAUCAAUUGGAGAACUUCAGAAGUACAGCAAACCUCAAAACCACCUCAAUGCAUUAAGAUAGAAAGCCGUGCUACCAGUGGAAGGAGUUCUGGAAUGGCGAGUUCAAGAUUAAAACAGAAGAAGCAACAAUCUCAUCCCACCACCCCACCAUCUGACUCGGGCAUGAUUAAAAAGAAAUGUAAUAAGCAAGUCGUAGCAUCGGGUCACUCAAAUAGAAAACUGCACCUGAAAUCAACCAAUCUGCAGCAUAGUUAUGACCAACUGAACGAGCGCAGUGGUGACACAAGAUACUCAAGUCACCAAAGUGAUACAGCUUCUGUGAUGUCAGAAAGCAAUAUUAGUCUCGUCUCACAGAUAGAAACAGAGGUCGUCAGCUUGGCUCAUUCCAUUGAGAUGAAUGCCAAACAGAACCAAGAACCUAUACAUAGGAAUUCUGCAGCAAGAUUGAGGGAAGACACAAUAACAGCUGAACUUGCAACAACUAUACUGGAACAACCAAGUCCUGUCUCAGUUCUUGAUGCAGCAUUUUGCAGAGAUGACUCACCAUCUCCUGUCAAGAAGAUAUCAACUGCUUUUAGAGGUGAUGAAAGUCCAAAUUUUGACGAGGCAGAAUGGCAUGUCGAGAAUCUAAAUGGUUUACCAGAUCACAAAAGAUUUCACGGGCACAGUCGCAGGAAGUUAGAUAUGAUUGAGGACUUGGUUCAUAAGCUUAGAUUAUUGAACCCCACUCCUUAUGUGGAUACUCUGGACCACAAUACAUUCAUGUAUGAGAGCUCCAAUCCAGUUCUGCAAUAUAUUACAAAGAUAUUACUGGCAUCAGGACUCCUCAGAGAUGUAAUACCAGUCCCAACAGUCAAUCAGCACCACUCGUCAUACCAUUUGAUCAACCCUGACUUGUUUGAUGUCCUUGAACAAACUGAGCAAAACAUGAAGCUGGAAAAUGAAGAACUUGAUGACAAGAAUGCUUGGUUAAAAUUUAAUCAGAAAAUUCACAGAAGAAUUGUUUUUGAUACAGUCAAUGAAAUUCUUGUUCACAAAUUUGCUUCACGGGGAUUAUUCACCCUGGGACGAGAAAAGUUGAACCAAGAAGAGCUUCCAAAAGAAAUUCAUUUAGAGCUGAAUCGUCUUCAGAGAAAGCAAUAUUGCAGCCAAGAUGACGAGGAUGAUGGAUUUGUGAGAAUUUUGAAGGAAGAUAUGAUGCAUCAAUCGGCAGAUUGGGCAGAGUCCACUUGUGAGAUCCCAGCCUUGGUAUUAGACAUUGAGCGCCUAAUCUUCAAAGACCUGAUUAAUGAGGCAGUCAUGAGAGAAGCUAUUGGGCCUGCACAAUUGACCAAGGAGGCAUUGCUGAGUUGCAGAGAACUGUUUACCAUUGAACGUCUUCCUUUUUUCCCAAUGACCUGCAAUGGCAUUCCUUCAAACUUAAACGUUGAGAGGAUUAGGACGUGGAAUGAGGGUGGCUAUGGAAGACGCUACACUCCCAUAGGAGGCGAAGGACCGAACCAAAGCGCGAGAGGAGGUGCUGGCACACCGCCUGGGGCAGAGAGGCAGCCUGUAGAUGCUGCUGCAAGGGGAAAUGAGUGA
This is a messenger RNA of Fraxinus pennsylvanica, 3312 nucleotides long. Lineage: Eukaryota; Viridiplantae; Streptophyta; Magnoliopsida; Lamiales; Oleaceae. The record is from the annotation of a GenBank genome assembly.